This is a messenger RNA of Symbiodinium necroappetens, 360 nucleotides long. The record is from the annotation of a GenBank genome assembly. Lineage: Eukaryota; Dinophyceae; Suessiales; Symbiodiniaceae.
AUGACUGCAGAGGCGACUCGGCGGAAGUCGAAGCCUCGAGCUCCAGGUGCAGAGAGCAGCGCGCCGCUCUGCCAUGCUCUGCUCGGGGUCGUGUUCUGUACCCGCAGGCGUGCCAGGACGGGCGGCUCGUCGGCGGAGCUGCGCGGACCCUCGUUGGCGUGCUGCCGAAGCCUCUGGGAGCGGGUGGAGCGCUUCAAGGACCAGCUGGAGACUUGGCUGGAGGCCGAGCUGGGGCAGCUGGCGCCGGAAGAAGGCCGCGACGAGGUGGCGGCGGAGGUGUUCGAACUGCUCGGCCUGGAAGGCCAUGCUCUGCUCCGCAUUGCUCCGCUAUGCAUCGCUAUGCCGCUAUGCUCCUUCUGA